AUGCCAUCACAAAAGUUGUCGACACCGAAUUUCCUGAUGACACAAUGGGAUCCAUUUAUAGGAAGAAGAAGGUCCCAGAUAGGUGUAAGACAUUGUUGUCCAAUGUCAGCCACUAAUUUGGUUAAAAUCCCUGAAGAUGACUCUUCUGCUACAGUUACAAAAUCUGUGAAGUCGGUGCCUUCAAUAAAAAUUCCAUCAACUUGUAAAGUGGCCGCGCUUCAGACUCUAUCUCAAAUAACUGGUAUAGAUUCUAUGAAGAAGCAGCUAAUAGCUAAUCCUAUAUUUGAAACAAAUGAGUUUCCUCAAAACGGUGUAUAA
Messenger RNA from Trichomonas vaginalis G3, 318 nucleotides. RefSeq lists its product as uncharacterized. The coding region runs from base 1 to 318 and encodes 105 amino acids. The record is from RefSeq and is a predicted model, not a curated record. The transcript has a single exon. Lineage: Eukaryota; Parabasalia; Trichomonadida; Trichomonadidae.